GCCGUCUCUAUAUAGGCAGUUCGAAGCAGGUGCCUGGAGCUGUCCUGUGGCCUCUCCAGCUCAGCAUGGUGAGGGUACCGGGAGCACCACUGGUACUGGGACUGGUGGGCCUGUGCUGGUCACUGGCCAUCGCCCACCCCCUUGCUCCGGCUGAAGGUGGGAAUGGGACCAAGGUGGACCCAGACGUGACCGAACGCUGCUCAGAUGGCUGGGCCAUUGACGCUGCCACCUUGGAUGACAAUGGGACCAUUCUGUAUUUUAAAGGGGAGUUCGUGUGGAAGGGUCACACAUGGAUCCGGGAGUUAAUCUCAGAGAGGUGGAAGGAUUUCACCGGUCCUGUGGAUGCUGCCUUCCGCCUGGGUCAUGACAAUGUCUUCCUGAUCAAGGGGGACAAAGUCUGGGUGUACUCUCCUGAGAAGAAGGAGAAAGGACAUCCAAAGUUGCUCCAAGAUGAAUUUCCUGGAAUCCCUUCCCCAGUGGAUGCUGCUGUGGAAUGUCACCGUGGAGAAUGCAAAGAUGACGGCAUCCUCUUCUUCCAAGGUAACCGCAAGUGGUUCUGGGACUUGGCUACGAGAACCGUAAAGGAGCGAUCCUGGCCCGCCAUUGGGAACUGCACCUCUGCCCUGCGAUGGCUUGGCCGCCACUACUGCUUCCAGCGUAACCACUUCCUGCGUUUCAACCCCAUCACAGGGGAGGUGCCCCCCAAGUACCCUCUAGAUGUCCGAGACUACUUCAUGCUCUGUCCUGGCAGAGGUCAUAGCCUUAGACACAGGAAUAGGACUGGCCAUGGAAAUGAUACACUCCACGGUUUUGAGAAUAUGCCUGUGCGCUGUAGCCCACAUCUAGUCUUGUCUGCACUGGUAUCUGACAAACAUGGUGCCACCUACGCCUUCAGUGGGUCCCAUCACUGGCGUCUGGACACCAGCCAGGAUGGGUGGCAUAGCUGGCCCAUUGCUCAUCAGUGGCCCCAAGGCCCUUCCACGGUGGAUGCUGCCUUUUCCUGGGAGGACAAACUCUAUCUGGUCCAGGGUGCCCACGUGUAUGUCUUCUUGACAAAGGGAGGUUAUACCCUAGUAAGUGGUUAUCCAAAGCGGCUGGAGAAGGAACUUGGGAGCCCUCAAGGGAUUAUCCUUGAGUCUGUAGAUGCAGCUUUUAUCUGUCCUGGGUCUUCUCGGCUCCACAUCAUGCAAGGACGGCGGCUGUGGUGGCUUGACCUGAGUUUAGGAGCUCAAGCCACAUGGACGGAGCUUCCUUGGCCCCAUGAGAAGGUUGAUGGAGCCCUGUGUAUUGAAAAGUCCCUCGGCCCCAGCUCAUGUUCCGCCAAUGGUCCCAGCUUGUACCUCAUCCAUGGCCCCAAUUUGUACUGCUACAGUGACGUGGACAAACUGAAUGCAGCCAAGACUCUUCCCCAGCCCCAGAAAGUGGCCAAUCUCCUGGGCUGCAAUCACUGAGGAGCCUCCUGAAGUGAGCCUGGCUCAGCCCCACCUUCCCAGUUUCCUUACAAUAAAGCCAGAGUGCUUCUUCAUUUGAA
Molecule: messenger RNA, 1531 nt
Organism: Choloepus didactylus (southern two-toed sloth)
Lineage: Eukaryota; Metazoa; Chordata; Mammalia; Pilosa; Megalonychidae
Gene: HPX
Product: hemopexin
Exons: 10
Coding region: 66-1451 (461 amino acids)
Biological process (GO): intracellular iron ion homeostasis; heme transport
Molecular function (GO): heme transmembrane transporter activity
Source: RefSeq, a predicted model, not a curated record